UAUCAUUAAAAGUUGUACAUAGAACAAACCUAAAUAUUUAUCUUUAUUCUAUUUCAAAAAAAUUCACAACAAAAAAUGUCUGAAUAUAACCCACAAUUUGAGACGAUCAAUUGUCCUGUAAAAAUUGAACCAAUUAAUGAAGAAUUUGAAAAUGAAAUAACAGAAAAUGGAUGUGAAGUAAUUAUAAAAGAAGAACGAUCAGAUACACCGGAUACAGAUGAACAAAAUGAAGAUUUCGAGCAAUACGAAGAUGAGGAACCAAGUAUCGAAGCCGAAGUGAUCAUAAAAGAAGAGAGAUCAGAUUCCGACGAUCAAGAUUCUGAACAAGCUACAUCAAACGCAGCAUUUCAACUUGUUUGUAACAUUUGUUACAAAAAAUUCCCUAAUUUAAGCAGAUUAAAAAAACAUGAAAAAACCCAUACGACAGAACGUCCUUUUAAGUGUACUGUGUGUAACAAGACUUUUACGCAACAAAAUAAUUUAACAGCACACGAACGGACUCAUUCCGGCGAGAAACCAUUCAAAUGUAAAUAUUGCAACAAAGCAUUUAUUCAACAGAAUAAUUUAAAUGCUCAUGAACGUACUCAUACUGGGGAACGGCCUUUUAAGUGUAAUGUGUGUGAUAAAACUUUUGUCCAGCAGGCUCAUUUAAUAACGCAUAACAAAGUACAUACGGAAAUAAGGCCAUACAAGUGUUACGCGUGUGAGAAAACUUACACUCAACCAAAUCAUUUAAUCGCCCAUGAACGUACCCAUACAGGAGAAAGGCCGUAUAAAUGUGAUAUAUGUGAUAAAUCUUUUCCAUUUCAAAGCGCUUUAGGUACUCAUUUAAAAUCCCACCAAGAUAUACGACCGUUUAAGUGUGAAUUAUGUGAUAAAACAUUCAAACGACAAGAUGGUUUAAUAACACACGAGCGUACACAUACGGGGGAAAAACCAUUUAAAUGUAAAUUUUGUGAGAAAUCAUUUACGUAUCAGAGUACGUAUACUACACAUGUGCGUACCCAUACGGGAAUUAGACCUUUUAAGUGUGAAUAUUGUGAGAAAACAUUUAAUCGCCAUGACGGAUUGGUGGAACAUGUGCGGUCACACACCGGUGAGAGGCCGUUUAAAUGUGAAGAUUGUCCGAAGACAUUUAUCACAAAAGGAGGUUUAGUGAAACAUAUAAAACGACAUGGCCAACAUCAUAUGACUAUUUUACAGGUUCCGGUUCUUGGAUUUACGACGAUUCAUGGAGAUAAACGUUAUUUAUGUACAUAUUGUGGGAAAGCAUUUGCAGAUGGUACGAAUUAUAUUAUUCAUGUACGAACUCAUACAGGAGAAAAACCAUAUCAAUGCACUCAAUGUGAUUCGAAAUUUAAGGAUAGUACUAGCUUACAACAACAUUCUGCAAAACAUUCAGAUGAAAGAAAAUUUGAAUGUGAUAUUUGUAAAAAUAAAUUUAAACGUAAAGAGGACUUAAAAAGACAUGAACUUACACAUGCAGAAGGAGAAAAUUAUACUUGUGAUAUUUGUAGUAAAAAAUUUAAGACAAGAAAAUCUUUGCGUGGUCAUCAAUUUGUUCAUACAGAAAUGUUAGAAAAUUGUACUUGUACGGUGCAGUUUUUAAAUCUAAAGAUUUGUGAUGCUUUUAGUAGCUCAAAUUUAAUUACAAUGCCGGAGAAUAAAGUCAUUGAGCUGAGUGAUUUUGAAACCGUUUGUAGAAUUUGUUUAGAUAAAAAAAAAGACAUGAUUUCAAUGUUUGAAACUACAUUACUUCCAAAUUUAAUAAAAACCUACAGAGAAAUGCUAGAAGAAUGUGCUUCAGUACAUAUAUCCAAUGAUGAUUUACUACCCAAAAAUUUAUGCUUCGAAUGUUUAAAAUGUUUGAAACAAUCUUAUAAAUUCAAAAUCCAAUAUUUAUCAACUGAAAAAUUUUUAGAGGAAAUUAUCACAAACGCACAACCAAAUAUAAAAGUAGAAGUUUCAAUUGAUGAAGAUGAUGAUUUUAAAAAUGAAGACAGUUCUUUUAAUUUUCAUAAUUCAGAUUUUGAGACUACUCAAAAUGAAACUAUCAAAAAAGAAUUCAUUUCGAUUAAGCAAGAACCAAACAAACCUACAAAUAGAGAACUAAAACAAAAAUAUAAAUGUGCCGAAUGUGGAAAAGAAUUUCAAUUAAAAGCAAAACUUUAUAAACAUCAAUUGAUUCAUUCGAAAAUACUAAAAUGUAUAUUCUGUGAUAAAAGCUUUGACUCCUUUAGAAAUAUGAAAAAUCAUUCUCCAGAGAUAGUUCGUUGUGAAAUCUGUCAGGAAAUUUGUGAAUGUAAGGGUACUUUGAAGGAUCAUGUAUUUGAGCACGUUACGACGUGUGACAUAUGUGGCAAGAAAUUUCAAACUGCACCUCAUUGUAAACGUCAUCGAAGGACUCAUGGAGACAAACGUUAUUUAUGCACGUAUUGUGGAAGAGCAUUUGCUGAUGGUACGAAUUAUAUUGUUCAUGUACGAAUUCAUACAGGAGAAAAACCAUAUCACUGUACUCAAUGUGAUUCCAAAUUUAAGGAUAGUUACCGCUUACGACAACAUUACAUAACGCACUCGGAUGAAAAAAAUUUUGAAUGUGGAAUAUGUAAAAAUAAAUAUAAACGUAAAGAGGACUUAAAAAAGCAUGAACUUACGCAUGCAGAAGGAGAAGAUUAUUCUUGUGAUAUUUGUGAUAAAAAAUUUAAAACAAAAAAAAAUUUACGUCGUCACCAAGUCAUUCAUAAAGAUGAACGAAAUUAUAUUUGUACAUACUGUAACAAAGCAUUUGGCAAAAGUUAUAAUUUAAAAGUGCAUCUGCGAAUUCAUACAGGAGAAAAACCAUUUACUUGUAGUAAAUGUGGAAAAAAGUUUGGUCAGAAACAUGUACUUAACAGUCAUAUGAAAACUCAUUUUGAAGUGCCUGAGUAAAUUUUAAAUUAUGUAUAGUUCAAAAGUACGAAAGUAUACCACUGCUGAGCAUUGCAACAUUUGGUGUUACAUUUUUUUGGAGUUGUAGUUUACAUAGAGUGAA
Molecule: messenger RNA, 3031 nt
Organism: Chrysoperla carnea
Lineage: Eukaryota; Metazoa; Arthropoda; Insecta; Neuroptera; Chrysopidae
Product: zinc finger protein 569-like
Exons: 9
Coding region: 76-2928 (950 amino acids)
Cellular component (GO): nucleus
Molecular function (GO): zinc ion binding
Source: RefSeq, a predicted model, not a curated record